UGUAAAAGGGGUGGGGAGAUCAUAAAGCCGCCAAGCCAGGAGCUGAGUGAGGUGCCUUGAGCCCUGCGACAGCCCGGACUGCAGCUCAGGAUGGCAUCAGGCCGGACUCGCUGCACCCGAAAGCUCCGGAGCUGGGUAGUGGAGCAAGUGGAGAGUGGGCGGUUCCCAGGGGUAUGUUGGGAUGAUGAGCCAGCUAAGACCAUGUUCCGGAUUCCCUGGAAGCAUGCAGGCAAGCAAGAUUUCCGCGAGGACCAGGAUGCCUCCUUCUUCAAGGCAUGGGCAAUAUUUAAGGGAAAGUACAAAGAGGGGGACAUAGGAGGCCCUGCUGUCUGGAAGACUCGUCUGCGUUGCGCCCUCAAUAAGAGUACAGAAUUUGAGGAGGUUCCUGAGAGAGGCCGUAUGGAUAUUGCUGAGCCCUACAAGGUAUAUCGGCUGCUACCUCCAGGAACCCUGCCUGCCCAGCCAGGGACCCAAAAAUCAUCAAAGCGACACCACAGUUCUGUAUCCCCUGAGAGGGAAGAGGAGGAAGAGACUUUGAAGAGCUGUACCCUCAGUCCUUCCUGCCUCCAGGACCCCUUCAGUAAUGAGGCUGCAAGAACCCCUGGGGAAGCAGGCCACCUGGACAGUGGGAGCAGCGGCAGCAGCUGGAGCAGCAGUGGUAGUCCUGAGUCGCAGGAAGGUACAAAGAGCGCUGAGACCACUGCUCAUGAGGACCCGAUAGAGCAUUCACUCCCUCUAGACUUAAACUUAGACUACUCGCUGUUGCUCACCUUCAUCUACAGUGGGCGUGUGGUGAAAGAGUACCGGGUGCACAGCCUGGACUGCCGCCUUGUGGCCAGGGCCUCAGAGUCCGAGAGCAGCAUCAGGCAGGUGAUGUUUCCUCAGCCUGACCCCGGGGAUCCCAGCCAGCGCCUGCUCAGCCAGCUCGAGAAAGGCAUCCUGGUGGCCAGCAACUCCCGAGGCCUCUUUGUGCAGCGCCUCUGCCCCAUCCCCAUCUCAUGGAACGCACCUCAUGUCCCUCCUGGACCAGGCCCACAUCUGCUGCCCAGCAACAAGUGUGUGGAGCUGUUCAAAACCGCCUGCUUUUAUAGAGACUUUAACAAGUACUCCCAGGGCCUGGGCCCCCCACCCGAGUUCCAGGUAACACUGCAUUUCUGGGAAGAGAGCCCUGGCCCGAACCAAACUUCACAGAACCCUGUCAUAGUGCAAAUGGAGCAAGCCUUUGCCCGGCAUUUACUGGAAAGACAUCAGAGUUAACACAGCCCUUCAGCUCCUGAUGAGGAGCUGGGGGAUCCACCAGCUACUUCAUGUUCCUCCUGUCUCCUUUGGAAAAGACUCAUUCUCCAUACCAUUUAUCUGCCUCCCUUUGUGUUAACUCCGGUGUGACCUGCCUCUGAGCUAUGUCCUUGAACUCCUAUGAGUCCAGACUGGUGGAGAACACUUUAUCCUUUGGAAAAAAUUUUUUUGAGAUAUACUCUCUUUUAGCUCUAAGGAACUGGGAAAUUUCCAAACAGUAUGAACUUGGGCUCUUUCCUUCUUCCCCAAGCCUCAACUCUAAAGCUAAGCACUUUAUGUUUUCUUCCAGGGUCUUCACGAGAAUCUAAAAUAAAAUAUUCAAACAGGA
Messenger RNA from Octodon degus (degu), 1624 nucleotides. RefSeq names its product interferon regulatory factor 9 (gene Irf9). Lineage: Eukaryota; Metazoa; Chordata; Mammalia; Rodentia; Octodontidae. Gene Ontology annotation, cellular component: nucleus. Bases 91 to 1257 code for a protein of 388 amino acids. Gene Ontology annotation, molecular function: RNA polymerase II cis-regulatory region sequence-specific DNA binding; protein binding; DNA-binding transcription factor activity, RNA polymerase II-specific. The transcript has 9 exons. Gene Ontology annotation, biological process: regulation of transcription by RNA polymerase II; immune system process. The record is from RefSeq and is a predicted model, not a curated record.